Molecule: messenger RNA, 3555 nt
Organism: Lates calcarifer (barramundi perch)
Lineage: Eukaryota; Metazoa; Chordata; Actinopteri; Centropomidae
Gene: kcnj13
Product: potassium inwardly rectifying channel subfamily J member 13
Exons: 3
Coding region: 365-1456 (363 amino acids)
Biological process (GO): regulation of monoatomic ion transmembrane transport; potassium ion import across plasma membrane
Cellular component (GO): plasma membrane
Molecular function (GO): inward rectifier potassium channel activity
Source: RefSeq, a predicted model, not a curated record
UCUUCUGUCUUCCGGGAACACUAAUAGGCUCCAUGCAGAGUAAUGUGACCAAUUGAAUCAUCCUCGCCCCGGAGCUGGAAGCUGCAGAUCGGAGGAGCAGAGAGCACCACGCUCAGUCCGGCUCCCACAACCAGAAAACCUCUCUGGGGCAACGCUCUCUCACUUUCCGCUCAGGAUUCCUCUAGGAUUUUACACCCUGUCCUCCGAGGAACUAGUGGCACCCUUUCCAUCUGCCUCGACCCCUUUGCCCACUUGGCAGACCUCAGACCAGCUCUUAGGUGAAAAGGUCAGAGGGCCCCUGUUUAGCCCUGACUGCAGCUCCAGGACCACCUUAACUUACCCUGCUUUAGAUUCACUUACAACCAUGACAACCAAAUCCACCAGCAGUGUUUUGGGUGGGAAGGCUUCCUCCUCUCCUUUGUUGUCCUCUCCACCACGCCAGCGCCUGGUCACCAAAGAUGGACACUGCGCCCUUCGUCCUCCUCUGUGUCCCUCAGGCUCAUGGCGUGGGGCCUCGGGCAGAGCCUGGCUGCUGGCCCUGCAGGACCUGUGGGGACUGUUGGUGGGUCUGCGCUGGAGGUGGGUCCUUCUGGCCUUCUGCGCCUCCUUCCUGGCCCACUGGCUGCUGUUUGCCUGUCUGUGGUACUUACUGGCCCACCUCAAUGGAGACCUGGCUGUGCAGGAUCACGAUGCUCCCCCCCAGGGGCAUGUGGUUUGUGUGAAACACAUUACCAGUUUCACCGCUGCCUUUUCAUUCUCCCUGGAGACACAGCUCACCAUCGGCUAUGGCACCAUGUUCCCCAGUGGGGACUGUCCCAGUGCCAUAGCGCUGCUGGCUGUGCAGAUGCUGCUGGGGCUCAUGCUAGAAGCAUUCAUCACAGGUGCAUUUGUAGCCAAGAUUGCACGUCCCCAGAAGCGAGCAGGAGCCAUCCAGUUCAGCCCCCAGGCAGUGGUGGGCCAGCACCAGGGCCAGACUUGCCUCAUGCUACGAGCCACCAACCUGCUGCAGCGACCUCUGGUGGAUGUAAAGGUGAGUGCCGUGCUCUAUGAGGAGCAUGAAGGUCAGGCCCUUCACCAGACCUCUCUGGACUUCCACUUGGAUCAUCUGGGCCAGCAGCCCUGUCCAUUCUUCAUCUUCCCACUCACCUUUUACCACCCUCUGGAUCGCCGGAGCCCCCUCUACCCCACCCUGUGUGAGGGCACAUCCAACCACUUUGAGCUGGUGGUCUUCCUGUCAGCUUUGCAAGAGGGAACUGGCGACUCCUGCCAGAAGAGGACCUCCUACCUGCGCCAGGAAAUCCAGUUUGACCGUCGCUUUGUCCCAGCAUUGGGGCUGGAUGCUCGGGGGAGGUACAUUGUAAGCACCCAGCAUUUUGACACAGCCCACUCAAAGGAGCCUUUGAACAAGGACUGUGUGGUACAGAUCAACGGAGAUGGCAGCGACAGGAUGGAGUAAGGAUGCUGAGGGGGAGGUCUGAUAGGGACAGAUGGGAGUCUCUGGGGGUUAACUCGAGAGGGUAACAGUGGGGCAGAUAUUUUUGUCAGGAGCUACUUGAUGAGAAUUGGUCAAUCAGAAUUUUUGUUUAAACAUUUGCAAUUAAAAUUUAUGUCAGACAUUGGUACUGCUGCAGUCUCCCUCACCUGGAGGCCUUAAUGCAAUAAUCCCCCACUGGCUUCCCACUCAACAGGGGGCACAGCUUCAGGGGACUAAGUGUGAAUGAAUACUGUUACAAAAUGGGUUUUAUUUUUGUCAUUCAGUUCUAUUGUUUAGAAUAACAUUCUCACCACAUUACGAGCUAAGACCUCAGAACAUGGCUACACUGCUAAAAAUACAUCCAGCGGGGCAAGAAACACAAGCAGUCAGACCAUCAGAUGGGUUUGAAACAAAUCUCCAGGCUAGACAAAUUCAUUUGAACAGUAAAAUUUCGAUCUACUGUAAACAUCCACAACAGUUUCCAGACCCACUUCCUGUUUCAGCUUUGACCUGCUGCACUAAUGUAGUUGUCUGUUAAAAUGAGCCACGUCCCUCUCUGCAUUCUGAGAUCUCAACAUGUACUAUGUUGAGUACAGUGUUAUCAUAGCUGAUGGACGGGACGGCCAGAGCUACAAAAAUAAAAUCCAAGUUGUAAUAAAACACAGUUUUCUCUUAAAUUUGAUCCAACUGAAUUUGUAUUUCAUUAUUCUUAUUUUUUGUGUAAAGUGUUGGAACUGGACUGAGUGGGAUCAAACUAUAUUUGAAAAUAUUUAGUUGAGCUGGGAUGGCACAAGUAAUUUCAAAGUCAGCUCCAUUAAUCAACAUUUUACUGAUAAUAUUGAAUCAAAUGACCGUGUUUAACAUGAACAGGCAUUCAUAGCAAUGGACCCACAGAGUAUUAUCCCCACCUGUACAGGUGGGGCUCAUCGUUUUGGCUUUAUAGCAUUUGGGGUUUGGUGCAGUCUCUCUGCUCCCAUCAACCUUGUGUCCAGUCACAGCGUGGUUUUUCAGCUUUAAAAAGGGUGUUCUUUAUGUUACAAUCACAUAAAUAUGUUACACACAGGUUUUUUUUUUUUUUGUUUGUUUUUUUUUAGAAAACAUUUAUUUAUUGUAUCUAUCAUUGGAUGAAGACAUGUUUGCAUGCUGUUCAUCAGAAAGCUGUAUCUGACUCUGAAAUGUAUUCUGCCAUCACAGUUUGAACUAGAAACUUGUACCUGAAUUUAUUGGAAUUUGCUUUCAACAAUUCAUUUUCCAAAUCUCACAUACAAGUAAAGACUGUGGAUUCAAUUUUCUGAACUACAAAUUCGGAGGUACCACAUUCAGCUCUGAUAGCUGCUGGCACAAAUAUCUGCCCACAGGUUAACAGGUGGUGAGUUCAACUGACUGACAGGAGUAAUGAUGGAUGGAUUAUUACAGGGUUGGCACCAGGCAGAUGGAGCUGGGGACAGUGAUGAACCUCUCCAUCUCCUAACUUCCAUAAGAAGCACAUUAUGUCACACUUGAAUGCUCCACACAGCAGUGCAGUGGGUUGAACCUGACCGGUUGAUUGGCUACGCUAAAUUGCCCAUAGAUGUGAAUGUGAGUGUGAAUGGUUGUCAGCCAUGUGACCAUCUGUCCAGGGUCUCCCCAGUGUCAGCUGGGACUGAAUCCAGACCCAGACUCCAAGUGAACACUGGGUCUACAGUGGUGCUGGUGACCUCAUCUGCAAAGUGGUGCUUUGAGCUAAAAGCUAAUGUCAGCAUGCUAACAGGCUCACAGUGAAUCCAAAUGUCCUCUGUCUGGAUUUCAGCUGAACCCUCCUGGACUUGAGUCAUGAUCACAUCAGGCUUUGGCGCAAGUUGAUGGGACUGAUGGUGUGACAGAGAGAAGGGUGAAAGAAUAAAUCAAAGAAAACAUCUGCUUUAACCAUUUAAAGAUUUUAAGUCCACAUAUUGAGAUUCAGCCACUGCUACCAUGAAGGUGAAGUUUACUAUGGUCACCAUCUUAGUUUAGCGUGUUAGCAUGCUAACAUUUGCUAAUUAGCACUAAUCAUUUGAGUCACUUUGCAAGAAAAAAAUGACAAACAUUUUCUGGUUCUGGCA